Scedosporium apiospermum is the source of this 567-nucleotide messenger RNA. RefSeq lists its product as uncharacterized. The record is from RefSeq and is a predicted model, not a curated record. Lineage: Eukaryota; Fungi; Ascomycota; Sordariomycetes; Microascales; Microascaceae. Bases 1 to 567 code for a protein of 188 amino acids. The transcript has 2 exons.
AUGACUUCGUUCGGAGCAUCAGCUGUGCUCCUCUUAGCCGCCAUCGAAUCGCCACUAGCUCAGCCCCGCAACUUCAUUCUGGGCCAUUUUGUAUCUGCUUUAAUCGGCACGGCGAUCACGAGGCUUUGGACGAUGAACCCACAGUAUCAAGGAUUCCUCGAUAACACGAGCUUUCACGGCAACACAUUCGUGAAUGGAGCCCUUUGUAUGGCCACAGCAGCCCUGGGGCAGUUGGCUAUCGGUGCAGUCCACCCACCAGCCGGCGCGAUUGGUCUUAACGCGGCAGUUCAAGUGGAAAUAGUCGCCCUCUCGUGGCUUUAUCUUCCUACCGUUCUGGCUUCAUCGUUGAUCAUGCUCGGCUGGACCCUUAUUAUCAACAAUCUGGGUCGUCGCCGAUACCCAUUGUAUUGGUGGGCUCCGGGUCAAACGUUUGUCUCGGCGAAAAAGAUCGAACGUAGGAGGACGUUGCUCCGCGCGCUUCGCGAAGCGGAGGCUGGGCUCUCAGUGGCGGAAGGCGGUGUCUUCGAAAGGGAAAAUGGGGCGCCUGCCAACGGAGAGGCCGAAUAG